GCCUAUCCCCAGGUGCAUGUCUUUGGAGAAACCACAUCAGACUCUGCCAACCAGACCUGAGAGAAAGAAAGUGAAAGAGAGCGAGCGGUCGCUGGUGGCCAUGGCUCAGGGCUCUGACAGCAAUGACACAAGUUACAGGUCGCCGUCACCUGGAGGGAGGCAGAGCUCCUCGGAUGACAUGAAGAAGGUCAUGAGGCGAGAGAAGAACCGCAUCGCCGCUCAGAAGAGCAGAAUGAGACAAACUCAGAAAGCCGACAGCCUCCACCUGGAGAGUGAGAACCUGGAGAAGGAGAACACUGCGCUGAGGAAGGAGGUGAAGCAGCUGACGGAGGAGGUGAAGUAUCUGUCGUCCGUGCUGAGCAGCCACGAGCCCCAGUGCGCGGGCCUGACCCCGCCGGCCUCUCUGUACCCGCCUCACCACCACGCCGCCUACCACCAGCACAUGGCCGUGCCACACCACCAGCACUGACCGCGUCCUUCACAGACGGCGGCGCCCUUGAGGAACAAUUUACCUGGCG
Entelurus aequoreus (snake pipefish) is the source of this 518-nucleotide messenger RNA. Its product is annotated as basic leucine zipper transcriptional factor ATF-like. NCBI's taxonomy places the organism in Eukaryota, Metazoa, Chordata, Actinopteri, Syngnathiformes, Syngnathidae. Gene Ontology annotation, biological process: regulation of transcription by RNA polymerase II. Gene Ontology annotation, cellular component: nucleus. Gene Ontology annotation, molecular function: RNA polymerase II cis-regulatory region sequence-specific DNA binding; DNA-binding transcription factor activity, RNA polymerase II-specific. The record is from RefSeq and is a predicted model, not a curated record.